AAACGACACACGAGGAAACGGUGGUUUGUGGAGUUCACUAAAGUUUGACCAGAGUUACGAUUAUGGACGGAGAUAAUUAAUAUUCAGUGUUAAUAUUCCCUUAGUGCGGAGUAGUUGAAAAGAAUAAAAAAGGUUUUAGAGGCGUUUCAUCUUGCUACUGACAUGUCUCUGUUUCUUGUGAACAGGUAUCUCGGAGAGGAGGAUGAUGGGAGCAUCUCAAUGGAGUCUCGGUCCCAGGCAUUACUGGCUAAACUGCAACAGAAGGCGAAAGAGAAGCAGAAACAGAGUUUGACAGAACAGAGACAGCAGACAGUACAGCAGGGUGUCAAAAAGAAAAGAAAGGCCGGCCAGGACAGCACCCUAGAGCCUCAACACCACAAAAAGAGGAAAUCAUCAGUAGAGCCUUUGGAUGUUCUGGACUCUGAAAACAAUAUUGAGACUGUCAAAGACAAAAAGAAGAAGAAGAAGAAAGGUGCAAAUGAAAGACUGAAGCAGAAGAAUCAAUCAGGUGGUUCAGUUGAAGGUCUUUCAGACUCUCCUGUGACGGGAAGUGAUGGAUCAGAGGACACUGGAGGAGAAGAGGAAGCAGAGGCAGACAAUGACCCACCAAAACAACCCCCAGAGAAGACUUCUGCUCCCACUGGAUUCACAGUUAUGGGCGGAUUUGAGAACAAACCUGUCCAAAAGGUACACAGAGUCCUGCCUCAGUGGCUCGCUCAGCCUGAUGUGAUUCACAGAGACAUUAAAAGCAACCUGGUCCCCGUCUCUGACAUCUCAGGACUUUGUGCUGGACUUGUGAAAAAACUGCAAAAUAACGGGAUUCAACACUUCUUUCCAGUGCAAGCAGAGGUCAUCCCAGCCAUCUUAGAGAGCACACAGCAGGGACUACUGAUUGGACGUGGUGGCUACAAGCCCAGAGACAUCUGUGUGUCUGCACCAACAGGCAGUGGCAAGACUCUUGCCUUUGUCAUACCUGUCAUACAGGUGCUGACGGAGCGGGUGGUGUGUGAAGUCCGGGCUUUGGCUGUGUUGCCGACCAAAGAGCUCGCUCAGCAGGUUUGCAAAGUGUUCACAUCAUACGCUGAGGGAACGACUCUGAGAGUGGUGAUGCUGGCUGGUCAGAGGUCCUUUGCUGCAGAGCAGGCCUCACUCUCAGAACACAGAGCGGGCAUGAGACGCAGUUUAGCAGACAUCGUUGUGGCCACUCCAGGUCGACUGGUUGACCACAUCAACAAGAAUUCAGGCUUGUGUCUGGAACACCUCCGCUUUCUUAUCAUUGACGAAGCUGACAGGAUGAUCGACAGCAUGCACCAGUCCUGGCUCAGUCAGGUGGUGAAGGCGGUGUACAGAUCAGGAAGUGAACCAGAAGCCAUGUCCAUCUUCAGGAGGACUGAGCCAGCGUAUGUCACAGCAGCCAGUCUGUCUCCACCUCAAGUGCCGCUGCAGAAGCUGCUGUUUUCUGCCACACUCACACAAAACCCAGAGAAGCUGCAGCAGCUGGGCCUCCACCAGCCCAGACUCUUCAGCUCCAUCCACAGCCACACCAGCACCACACCAGCAGCCCCCACCCAGAAGCAAGACCGCUUUGACUUCCCCCAAGGCCUGACGGAGUAUUAUGUUCCCUGUACGUUGAGCAAAAAGCCCCUCCUCAUCAUCCACUGCAUCCUGCGCAUGAAGCUCAGCCCCAUCCUUUGUUUCACCAACUCCAGAGAGACUGCACACAGGCUCUUCCUGCUGGUGCAGCUGUUUGGUGGAGUUCAUGCUGCUGAGUUCUCCUCCCGACUCUCUCCUGGUGAGAGGAAAAAGACGCUGAAGAAAUUUGAACAAGGAAAGAUCCAACUGUUGAUCAGCACAGAUGCAGCUGCCAGAGGCAUCGACAUCAACGGAGUCAAAUGUGUUGUGAAUUAUGAUGCGCCACAGUACAUCAGGACGUACAUUCACAGGAUUGGAAGGACAGCGAGGGCAGGAAAAGCAGGCCUGGCCUUCACCUUUCUGCUUGGAGUACAGGAGAAGAACUUCCUUCAAAUGGUGCAGGAGGCAGGCAGUCCUGGGAUUCAGAAGCAGAUUUUUAAACCUGAGAACCUCAAAUGUAUGGAAGCCCGAUAUGAAACAACACUGCAAGAGCUGGCUAAUGUGAUCAAGGAUGAGAAAGCCAAAUAAUGGGAGUAGCACUGACCUCCUCCUCUGAGCUGACAUCUGUACCUGUGUUUUCAUCACAGCACAACUGUGUUUAGUUGUUUUAUUUUGUUGAAACGGGUGUGCGGUGAAGGUGCUGAUUUCAGCUCCACUGUGUCAGUUCACAUCAACACAGCUGAGGUGCCUGUAAAAAUUUCUUUUCCUGUUAUCUGAGGCAUUGACCUGUGACCUGAUACUGGCAGUAGAAAAAAGAUCUACAUAAACACAGUAUGAAGAGAAUGAACAUAUGUAUGAAUUCAGGAAGUAUCAUUUAGAAGAGAAGUCAUUAAUAUGAAGUGAUAUUUCAUCAUGUGCUCAUAAUAAAAUACAUUUUUUUAUACUUUA
Seriola dumerili (greater amberjack) is the source of this 2520-nucleotide messenger RNA. RefSeq names its product DEAD-box helicase 51 (gene ddx51). Gene Ontology annotation, molecular function: ATP binding; nucleic acid binding. The transcript is spliced from 16 exons. The coding region runs from base 163 to 2160 and encodes 665 amino acids. Lineage: Eukaryota; Metazoa; Chordata; Actinopteri; Carangiformes; Carangidae. Gene Ontology annotation, cellular component: nucleus. The record is from RefSeq and is a predicted model, not a curated record.